This is a messenger RNA of Xiphophorus maculatus (southern platyfish), 1299 nucleotides long. RefSeq names its product erythrocyte band 7 integral membrane protein-like. The transcript has 7 exons. NCBI's taxonomy places the organism in Eukaryota, Metazoa, Chordata, Actinopteri, Cyprinodontiformes, Poeciliidae. The record is from RefSeq and is a predicted model, not a curated record. The coding region runs from base 171 to 998 and encodes 275 amino acids. Gene Ontology annotation, cellular component: plasma membrane.
CUUAGUUGUGACGGUGUGGCGGUGCACCGCGAUCUGAACUCAAACAUCCAGGCCGAAGUCGGUGUUUCCGUUGACGCUACUUCUCCCAGCGCACACGUUGAAGCGUUUAUCCCAGGAUUUAUCCCAGGAUUUAUCCCGCUUUCUGGGUUGUGGACAACCAGCCUGUUUCGAUGAACGACUCCAAGAAAGGAAACUGCCAGUCCGUUCUCGAGAACUCAGACUCUGACAUUGGCAUGUUCGGCUGGGUGCUGGUUGGACUUUCUCUCCUGCUGGUGCUGAUCACGUUCCCCCUCUCCAUAUGGAUGUGCUUUAAGAUAGUGCAGGAGUACCAGCGAGCCAUUAUCUUUCGCCUUGGCCGCAUUGUGAAAGGAGGAGACAAGGGACCAGGGUUGUUCUUCAUCGUACCGUGCACUGACAUCUUCGUCAAUGUGGACAUGCGUACUAUCACCUUUGACAUCCCGCCACAAGAGGUUCUGACCAAAGACUCGGUGACGGUGUGCGUUGACGGCGUGGUGUACUACCGGGUCCAGAACGCCACCCUGGCUGUGGCCAACAUCACCAACGCGGACGCCGCCACCCGGCUGCUGGCCCAGACCACCCUGAGGAACGUCCUGGGCACCAAGAACCUGGCGGAGAUCCUGUCCGACCGCGAGGAGAUCGCUCACAGCAUGCAGGCCACUCUGGACGAUGCCACAGACAACUGGGGGAUCAAGGUGGAGCGCGUGGAGAUCAAGGACGUGAAGCUGCCUCUGCAGCUCCAGAGAGCCAUGGCGGCCGAGGCGGAGGCGAGCCGCGAGGCCAGAGCCAAGGUGAUCGCGGCGGAGGGUGAGAUGAAGGCGUCGCGGGCCCUGAAGGAGGCGUCCCUGGUGAUCUCUGAGGCCCCGUCGGCUCUGCAGCUGCGCUACCUGCAGACCCUCAACACCAUCGCCGCCGAGAAGAACUCCACCAUCGUCUUCCCGCUGCCGAUGGACAUGAUGCACAGCCUGAUGAAGCGCUGAGGAAGAACGCCGCCCACACACAAACACACACACACACACACACACACACACCCACAGACAGGUCAUGUAGGCUUCCUGCCUCUGAAAGCAGCUGUUUGGAUUUUAAAACUCCUUAAAUCGUUUUAACUGGAGGAUCCAGGAAGCCUCAGACCAAAUCUUCUGCUGUUAAAUCGAAGAUAAACACACACAUCCCCUCCUAAUCUGUCCUGAUAUUAUAACACUGACAGCAUUUCACCACAUGAGCCACACACUGCAAAAACAUAAAAUAUUUACCAGUAUAGUAUUGCAGUAGAAACCAGAC